Messenger RNA from Sparassis crispa, 1044 nucleotides. RefSeq names its product Sphingosine kinase 1. The coding region runs from base 1 to 1044 and encodes 347 amino acids. The record is from RefSeq and is a predicted model, not a curated record. Gene Ontology annotation, biological process: sphingosine biosynthetic process. Lineage: Eukaryota; Fungi; Basidiomycota; Agaricomycetes; Polyporales; Sparassidaceae. Gene Ontology annotation, cellular component: intracellular membrane-bounded organelle; membrane; cytoplasm. The transcript has a single exon.
AUGCCCGUGUUCGUCAUUUACAACCCGGUCUGCGGGGACGGCACCGCCAAUGAGCUGUUUCAGGAGCACGUCCUGCCUCUCAUCGAGAAGAGCUCAAAGGUUGUCGACAAGAUCAUCGUCACAGAAAGCCAAGGCCACGCUGCGUCCGCUCUCCGUGAAUCAUUUGCACAAGAAGAUCCCAUCACUGUCGUCCUCGGCGCCGGUGAUGGCACUCUGCACGAGAUCAUCAACGCGCCAGACCCGAAGGCCGACGUCUCCUUCGCACUCGUGCCGUGUGGGACAGCAAAUGCGCUGUAUUCAUCCAUCUUCCCCCACACCGGCGAGGUGGAUCACGCAGACUACAAGCUGAAAUCGGUGCAGGCCUUCGUUAACGACAGGCCCACCAUUCCUCUGACACUCGCCCUCACCGACCUCGACGCUCCAGACAAGCCGCGUCGGUCAGUAGCAUCCGCGGUGGUAACGUCAACCGCUCUGCAUGCCUCCAUCCUGCACGACUCGGAGGCUUUGCGCUCCUCCGUGCCGGGCAUCGAGCGCUUCAAGGUCGCGGCGCGCCAAAACAUCACUCGCUGGUACCGCGCCACCGUCAGGCUGCACCCUGCCAUGAACGCCGGCCGAGUACACAUCUACGACCCAGCUGAGGGCAAGUUCGUGCCGCACCCGCAGAGCACGAAGGACGCGCCGCUGGUCCUCGAGGGCCCGUUUGCCUACUUCGUGUCCACAGUCAACGUGGACCGCCUGGAGCCCCAGUUCAGGAUCACGCCGUUGCAGUCGGACUUCAAGCCCACAGAAGCAUCGUUUGACCUUGUCGUCGUUCGUCCCUUCAGAGACCCCUCGAUCUCAGUGGACUCGGAAGGCACGAGGGCGGCGUUUGCACCUAAACUCGGGUCUGUACUGCAAGCUGCGUACCGUAAUGGCGCGCAUGCGAGCAUGCGGUAUGCGAAUGACGGUAGCACCGUUGAUGAGGGGAACGGCCCGACGGUGGUCGAAUAUUUCCGAUGCGGUGGAUGGGAAUGGAAGCCUGUGAGUGAUCAGCAGUGCGUGUGA